CAACAAUAAUAAUGGGAAGCAAUAUUAUACUGCAAAAGUAAAAUUUCAACGUGAAUGUAAUCGCUUCAACACCUCUCUCUAUUUAAAUUAAUUUGCUUAGUUUUGUUUUUUGUUUUUUCCUUUUUUGCAGCAAUCAAGUUUACAAAGCGAUAUCGAAGGUCUAAACUCCCGCUUGGAAGAAGAAACUACACGCACAGCAAAUCUUCAAGGCGAGAUAACCGUGGCGAAAUGUAAACUUCAAGAAGAUAUGUUUAGAACAAGAAGCACGCUGUUAAUUGACAUCAUCUCCAUGCAACUUUUUUACGCGCUCAAAGAUAUUUCUCUCGAUGAUGCUGUAAUCCUCCCUGAAAGCGAACUUAAGCAAAAAGAUGGUUUUACUCAAUGGACUGUAACUAAAAGCAAGCUUCUGGAAAACACCGAUCUUCUUUUGGAAUUGUUCCAAAGCUAUCUAAAUGUGCUGAAUUCCAAAGGAGAAAAAUUGUUGGACAAUUGCGGGAGUCUUAGAAGUUUGAUUGGAGCAGAAGAGUUAUUGGACGAGAGAACACUGCUGCGCGACACGGAAGACGUAACGUUGUACUUGACAAAUAAAACGGACGAUGACAAGGUGGUUGCGUCGUCACGCUGUAACGAAAACCUACUGGAGUCACACAACAAGGAACUUACUGAGGAAAAAGUUCCUGAGGACGAGGAGCAUUCCUGUUUAAGGGACAAACUAGUUUCACUCAAACGCUGUGUCGAAGGCGAUGCUUUGAGUUUCCUCAAGAAAGCAUUUAAACUUGAUCUAGAAAACGAAGGAAAAACCACAGACUCCAGGCAAGAUAUCUACAAAAGAAUACAGGAAUUUAUGGACCAAACGAAUUCUGUUCUGGAUUCUCAGAAAAGUCAAGAACUGUCACACGUAGCUGACGCACUCACCCUUCUCGACCACUGCCACAGUCACGUGAUCAUAGAUAAGGCACUGCAGAGCGCACUGUUGGUUUUGGAAAACAACAACAUUACCCGGCGUUGCCAUGACAUCCAAAAACAGAAAAAUGUCUUGGAGGACGAGAACGAAACGCUGCGAAAACAAAUUCAGAGUUUACAGCAGGAGGCUGAAAAGUUAAACGGGAAACUUAACGAGACCUCCACCACACUGUGUGUUGUGAAGAAAAGCAAAGAACAGCUAGAAGAUGAUCUAUCGUCCGUGUUUCAACUUCACAACAUGAGAAAUAGUGAAAAAAAUGUUGAGAAAGAGGGUGGCGGGCUUGACAACAGCACAUUUGAAGGAAAACUGCAGGCGGAUAUUGCAACGUUGGUGGAAAACAACGCUAAAUUGCAAGAGACAUUGGAAGCGACAGAACAAUACAAGGAAAACUUGAAAUCUGAGCUAACGUCUGUUAAGCGAGAACUACAGAGAAAAAAAGAAGCAAAUUUACGAUUCGAACAGCAUACCAAAAGUACACAAACAGAAAAGAUAGAGCGAGAUGAAUCCGCGACUCCGUCUCUUGGUGAUCAUGCAGUAAAAUCUCAAGACCGUGCAAUCCUUCAGGGGAUUUUGACCUCUUUGCACGGUGAUUCUUCCUCUUCUCUGGAGAAAGCUGCCUUUGCAGCGCAAACAAACGAUCUGGACGACAUCUCUUCCUUGAGAGCGGUCAUCAACCAGCGUCUUGGAGAGGAGUGGUCUCUUGUAAUCCUUGAAAACGCCAAAAUGAAGUCAGAACUGGACAACAUUCGAGGAAGGAUAAACGAAGAAAAGCGAAGCUUUGAAAGCGAGUUGACAAAGUCGAAGCUCAAAGAGGAGAAAGGAGGGGAAGCCAUGUUUCAAGAGGAGGAAGUGCCAAAUCACGCGAGAGAUCAGAAAGUCUUGGAAAUAAUGAUUUAUGAUCAAAACAAAGUCAUCGCUAAGCUAGAGAUGGAUAAACUGGAGCUGGUGAAGGGAUUACAGCGAUACAAAACGCCACCUAACCAACCUCAAGUUGAUGUAGAUGUUAGGUUGGAGCAAACAUGCGAGCUGCAACAAGAAGAUUUACCAACCAAAGACGAUUUGGAAACAAUUGUCAGAGAAAAGUUGCAUGAACUAUCUAAAGUUCACCAAGAAAACGAAAGCUUAAAGAGUGAAUUGGAUUCGUUGAGAAGCAAGUACAAUUCUCUUGAGAAAGAAAACAGAAACUCCAACAGGUCAGGAGAGAUGCUUGAGCAAAGGUUGGAAAACUCUCUCAGUGAGAUGGAAACGAAUCUUUCGACAAGUGUUACGCCACAAAUGAAUGAAAAGUGUACUGAAUUAGAGGAUAAAUUAGCCGUUUCUACCAAGGAAAACAAUGAAUUUAAAGAAAAGCUAACAGAAUUGGAACAGAAGCUAUGCACAAUUCAGCAGGACAGAGAUGCGAUUAAAGAACGGAACAUUGCUUUGGAAAAAAGUAUGCGCGAACAGCAAGACAACAUUGAGAGCGCGCUGGCUUUGGAGAGAGAACAAAAGACGACUUUCGAACAACAAUUGCAAGCGAAAACGCGAGAGUGUGAGGAAGGAAAAACUUUGCUGAAGCUUAAAGAAAACUGUUUGAGUAAAGUGGAGGCGGCGCUGGCAGAAACCAAGGAAAGUUAUGAAAAGCUGAUGCAGGAACGUUUUAACGAAUACGAAUUAGAAAAAGACAACAUGAUAAAAGAGAUCAAUGGUUUGAGAUGUUUACAAGGGUUACCAACUCUGAAACUUGCUUCAAAUAGAGAAAGUGUAACGGCAAGGCAAGAAGAGAAGGGUGGCUUGGUAAGUGCAGAAAAACGCACACAAAACAGGAAAAACAAUAAACUUAACUCGGAGUUAACGCGCGCAAAAGAGCAGCUUGUACGGCUUAAAGCAGAGCUGACCAUGUCAAACAUGCAAACACGAAAUCUUGGGACGCAGCUCUCGUCACUGCGCGAAGAUAGCACGAAGCUGGAGGCCGAACUGUCGACGGUGCGAGGUUUUCCGAAGAAUUCCGGACAACGAAGAAAUUCGUUCAGCUGUUACGACGAAACUGUCCGACUGGAGAUCGAGUUGGCAGAAGCAAAGGAAAAGAUAAUCGACUUGCAGGAGAAAUUGUUGAGCAUUUAUAAAGAGAAGUUUGCUCUUGAGGAAAAAAUAAUGAGCUUAGAGGGACAAAGAAACAUGGAUGCACAGAAUAGUGAAAAGCUUUGUUCGACAAACCCUGACCGCGAACUAGAUUCUGAUUUGGAACAAACGAAAGAGCUGGAAUUAAAGAUCGAUUUAUUGGAGGCUGAGAGAGCACAGCUUAAAAAAGAUCUCGAAAACACGAACGCUGAUAGAAGUCGAUUGGAAGGAAUCGAACUCUGUGUACAACAGUUAGUCUCGCUUGAAGAUGAACAGCUAAGAUUGAAGAGUAGAUUGAAAAAAUGGGCUCAAAAUGCGUCCGAUGAACAAUGCAUGAACGAGGCAAUAAGCACAAAUAAAAUAGUGGAGAACAGUUAUUUAAACGAGCUUAGAGAGUUGUCGGCAGAAAAUUGCUCCCUUCAAGUCGAAGCAAACGCUUUGAAGGAGACGAUUGCCGAACUGGAAGGUGAUUUAGCGGCUUUAAAAUUAAAGGUAUCUAUAAAAGAUACAACGCAAGAGGCAACGGCAGACAAGAAAGCGGUCGCUACUCUUCUUGUUGCAGUAAAACAGGAAAAGGCCGAGCUACAAGAGGCUUUGAAUGACGUGCUAAUCGGAAAAGAAGAUUUGGAGGAACAGCUGUCGGAAAUUAAGUUGAAAUACACAAGAUUACAGCGAGAAUUUGCCAUGAUAAGCAUUAUUAAGGACGAUUUAGAGCUUGAGGUUCUCUCUCUGAAAAGGGCGAAUUUAACACGAGGACUGUCCAAUCUUACACAAAGUAGCGAAGAAUGCAGAAGUGAAAUGUCGGAUUGCUGCGCCGAUGACCUGAUGGUUUUGGACGUCAACGGAAUUGAUAUUUCGACGGGGAAAAAGAUUGUAUCGCCAGGGGGCGGAAAAAAGAAGGCCAAUGGAGUGAGCGAUCGAAAAACAGCAGUUACCUCAAGAAACCAUAGAGAGAGCCAGUCGGCUUCAUCGAGUGGAACUACGAAAUCGUCUUCAAAGCCAAAAGCGAACGAAAAGAAAACGCCACUACAAGGAAGAAACAGUGGGCAAAGAUUACAAUCAACGCCAAAGAAAGUAUCUGGACGACGAUCUCUUCCGUCCAGUCCCAGCAGAGAGGCACUGGGCGCCAACAAGGCCAGGUAUAUCACAGGUGACGACCAAUCACCGACCGACAAUCCACAACACCCUGCAAUAUCAUACGACCUAAUAAGGAUCGAUGACGUAAGUGACGAGGCACUGCAUGCAGACAGUGACUGCAAUAAUAGCGGGCUCUUGCGACAAACUCCCACGGGGGAGAGAGAAAACCCCGAGGGUAUGGAACAUGACGCCACCAGUGCAUGCUUUGAUAAGGAUGAUAAACCUGCACAUGUUGAUACAGAGGACAACACUGAGAGUUUAGUGGACGACUCUGUUGAAUUUGACGAUCAUUGGAGCUCAAAUGGGGGUAUUUCCGAGACAGAUUCUUCCCUUACUCAACCGGCAGAAGUGCUUGUCAAGACCACUUGGUCUCUUAAAAACAUUUUCAGGCGACAAAGGUCGCUACCUCCUCCUGAUCAUAAACUUGGAGCUCUUAAACAGUAGUUGGCGGGAGAGAAAAACCAAUUAUCAGCCUGGAGUUGACAAAGGCAAAUUGCUUUCCAAUAAUGAGUUUAUAAGUAGGGAGAUCACAGUACGUAUAAAUACUAAAAAAUUCAAAAGAUUUCACAGAAAUCAAGGGAAAAACCCGAGGAUUACACAAAAUCGUUUUUGCAGUUUAAAUCCGUAUAGAAUAUAACGUAAAACCUAAAUGUAAUCGUUAAUAAUCACAAGCAUCACUAGAAAAUAAAUAAGUACAUGAGACAUGUAAGCAAAGGUUUCAUUACGAUUUUGAGCUAAAAGGCAAUCAGUCAAUUUUUGUUUUUUUGAGCACAACGUUUUUAAAUAUAAAAAAACCCAGGCGGAAAAAAUCGUUCUCAAAGACGGUCAAUUUCCUCAAUGCCUUGCAUGCCCUUAGUGUAACCUCUGCUUUGAUGUUGCACCUUGAUUCACCCCGUUUUCGUAAAUAAUUAAGUUUUAAAGCCCUGAAAGGUUUUGAAACAACAAGAGGUUGUUUUAAUUCAUACCUGGUAAUUGUACAGUAUUUUUUCUGAUGUUAAGUGUUUGUAAAUUAGCAAGAUCAAUAAAGAACAAGAAUUAAGUCUGUUGUUUCCACAAAAUAAUAUGGGAACACUCAUUGUCUUAUGCGCUAAUUCGACACAACCCGUUUUGAUUCGACAUCGUUUUGUUAAAACAUUGGAACAGUUUACAACCCUAA
This is a messenger RNA of Orbicella faveolata, 5357 nucleotides long. RefSeq lists its product as uncharacterized. Gene Ontology annotation, molecular function: microtubule binding; microtubule motor activity; ATP binding. The record is from RefSeq and is a predicted model, not a curated record. Gene Ontology annotation, biological process: microtubule-based movement. Lineage: Eukaryota; Metazoa; Cnidaria; Anthozoa; Scleractinia; Merulinidae.